Messenger RNA from Micropterus salmoides (largemouth bass), 2963 nucleotides. RefSeq names its product choline phosphotransferase 1 (gene chpt1). Gene Ontology annotation, cellular component: endoplasmic reticulum membrane; Golgi apparatus. The transcript is spliced from 8 exons. The record is from RefSeq and is a predicted model, not a curated record. Lineage: Eukaryota; Metazoa; Chordata; Actinopteri; Centrarchiformes; Centrarchidae. The coding region runs from base 214 to 1362 and encodes 382 amino acids. Gene Ontology annotation, biological process: phospholipid biosynthetic process. Gene Ontology annotation, molecular function: diacylglycerol cholinephosphotransferase activity.
GCUUCCUGUAGAGACGCAACUCGUUCCGAAACGUACAGACUAUCGACAUCCCAUGGUUCCGUUGUGGAAAUGGCCUCGUAGUCACCUAGGUGUAAAUGACAAAUGAGUUGCUAUUUUCUGGAGUCGGCCGAGAGAAGAUAGCCCUGUUUGAGCCUCUACUCGGGACUACUGGGAAAUCUGUUGCCGUAGGUUGAGUGACUAGGCAGAAAAACAAUGCCACAUUUCCUGUGGCCAGAGCCGCUGUCACCCGCUCAGCUCAAGCGGCUGGAGGAGCACAAAUACACCGCGUCUGGUCGGUCCAUGUUUGAGCCACCGUGUCAGAUCUACUGGAACUGGCUCAUCGAGCAAAUUCCGACAUGGAUCGCACCAAACACUCUGACUAUUGUUGGACUGAUCAUCAAUAUCCUCACCACGGUGGUGCUUGUGUAUUAUUGUCCCACUGCAACAGAGGAGGCUCCAUCAUGGGCCUUCAUCAUGAGUGGUCUGGGCCUGUUCAUCUACCAGUCUCUGGACGCUAUUGAUGGGAAGCAGGCAAGGAGGACGAACAGCAGCUCACCUCUGGGGGAGCUCUUUGACCACGGCUGCGAUGCUGUCUCCACAGUCUUUGUUGCUGUGGGAACAUGCAUUUCAUGUGGAAUAGGAAUAUACUCAAACUGGAUGUUCUUCUGUGGGUUCAUUGGGAUGUUUAUGUUCUUCUGCGCCCAAUGGCAGACCUACGUGUCCGGGACCCUCCGCUUUGGCCUGAUUGACGUGACAGAGGUGCAGGUCGCCAUCACGAUCAUGUAUUUUAUGUCAGCUUUCGGUGGCGUGAGCCUUUGGCAAACCACGUUGCCCAUCAUUGGACUGAAGAUGUACGUCUUCCCCAUCAUGGGCAUCAUCGGAGGAGCCCUCUACUCCUGCUACAAUUACUUCUAUGUCAUUUUGAAUGGAGGUGUUGGCAAAAAUGGCUCUACUGUGGCUGACACCAGUGUGCUGGGUCCUGGUUUGCACAUCGGCCUCAUCCUCACCCUGGCCUUCAUCAUUUUCAAGAAGUCGUCCAGCCACCUGUUUGAGCACCACCCCUGUCUGUACCUGCUUGCCUUUGGCAUGGUCAUCUCCAAGAUCUCCAACAAGCUGGUGGUAGCACACAUGACUAAGAGUGAGCUGCACCUCGCGGACACAGCCUUUGUAGGCCCAGGCCUCCUCUUCCUCAACCAGUACUUCAACAGCUUCAUCGAUGAGUACAUAGUCCUCUGGAUCGCCAUGGUCUUCUCUCUCCUGGAUCUAACACGCUACUGUACCGGCGUGUGCCUCCAGAUCGCUUCCCACCUGCGCAUCCGAGUCUUCAGCAUCACGCCGCCGAGCCAGACCCACCGCGACUGACGGCUUGCCCGGCGGGAGGAGGCGGGGGGAGACUCGGACCUCUCCCCGCUCCUGAAAGCAGACGACCACGAGGAGACACCCUCAACCCAGAGCCACUGCAGCCUUGACAAAGUGACCAUUUCUGAUUAAAACUGCCUCUCUCACCCAGAUGGAAAAAUAAAACCAACUCGACACUACAAACCAAAAAGAGGGGAAAAAAAGGUUUUGAAAAGCAUGGAUCUGCUGAAUGGAAAAUUACAUGAAACCAGAGUUUCCCUUGAAUUCCUCAUUGGCAGCCAAUAACAUUUUAAUUUAAACAUCAGUGCAUGUUGUCAGAAAAUUAAGUUGAGAUUUUUAUAGAAGAAGGGCACUCAUAACAUUUCCUGCUUAUUCAACUCCAAUACCAAAAUGUUUACUUUAACAGGUACAUUAUAGUUUGGGCACAUAUCAAAGCAUUUGUAUCUGCUUUAAAAUUAGAGAUGUGUGUGGGAUUGCUGUAUAUUUAAAACAGUCUUAACUGCUCAGUAAGUUAAAUCUCUUUGAUAUGUACCCAAACUAAAUGGUUUAUCUGUGUAAAGUUUUCUUAAUUUGUUUUUAUUUCUUAAAUGAAUGUGACUCAAUCUGACAUGAAUCAGGGUUUAAAAAUGCAGAUCAGUAUAUGUAAAUGACUUUUAAAACCUCAAUUUCCAAUGAAGUUUGCAAUGUGGACUGGCAGUUUGUCAACACGCUCCGUGGAGGGAUAACAGUCUGUGUUAGUGCUGAAAAUGACGACAGGUUAUCUAUAAGGCUUCUCUUACGACCACCUUUCUGUUAAUAUUUAUAUUCCCUGUUGCUCAUCUCAUCCUACAGUCUUGAAAAUAAACACCUCACCUCCGGCCUUUUUAGAGCACCUUCGACUGAUGAAGCAUUAACACACGACUUUUCUGCUUUCUCCGUUCUUCUCCCUGAAGGGCUAAUUGUUAAUUAUUUGUGAUUGUACAGAAUUCAACUGAAGACGCCUUAAAUAUUUUUGUUGUAAUUACUGUUAAACUUGUGAAAAUUUAAAACAGCUUUGUACGUUUUGUUUUUCCACUUAAGUAUCAUACCAGAUGCAACAAUAGUAAUAAUACAAUGCUACUGGAAGGUUGUUGGUUUUUUUUUUUACUGUUCACUCAUUUCUUCACUUAUACAAACAUGCGUAUUAUGUAUAGUUGAGUAAUUAAUUUUGUUCUUGAAGAUUUGUUGGAGUAUCAGUAAUUUUGUAAUGAUUGAUUAUUACAGAGUAGUUGUAAUGUAAUCUGACUGACUCAUCAUUCAGGUUCAUUGGGAUCAAAAGGGAUAUUACUGUAGUGCCGCUAAACAAUUUGAAGGUAAAAAAAAAAGAAGUGUAUUCUUUAAUUUUAUUUGGAUAAAUAAAUGAUCUUCCUCUCAGAUUCUGCAUCUGCAGGAUUUUAGACAUUAUAAAGGGGCAUGUCCUUUAAAAGAUAAUUUUGCAUAACUUUCGAUGGACUUUGGAACUAUGCAUUGAAAUGUACAACCUUUAUUUCAACACCAUGUUGCACUGUUCAAUAAUAGUGUAAAACACCUUUCUACUAAACAGAUGGGUGGAUACGAUUGUAAUAAAGAAAAUAUUUUUCAUGUGA